Messenger RNA from Cryptococcus wingfieldii CBS 7118, 1548 nucleotides. RefSeq names its product anon-23da protein. Lineage: Eukaryota; Fungi; Basidiomycota; Tremellomycetes; Tremellales; Cryptococcaceae. The coding region runs from base 1 to 1548 and encodes 515 amino acids. The record is from RefSeq and is a predicted model, not a curated record. Gene Ontology annotation, biological process: medium-chain fatty acid catabolic process; medium-chain fatty acid biosynthetic process. Gene Ontology annotation, molecular function: monoacylglycerol lipase activity; acetylesterase activity. The transcript is spliced from 6 exons.
AUGUCCCCCCUCCCCUCAUUCUUCUCAACAAUCUACACCUACACCCUCGGCCUCCUCCUCGCCGCUUUCAGAGACGGCGCAUACUCGUUCUUUGGUUUCCUCAAUAUGGUGAGGUGGAGUAGUGAUAUCGUCAAGGUGGUACCGGGUAAGCCUGGGUUGGUGGAUUUCGCGAGGAAAAAUAAUGUGCUUGGAGGGGAGCGCGGGGCGAAGGGGGUGACGGUGAAUGAAUGGGUAGAAGAAAAUGUACCCAGCUUGAAGGGGACGUUUACCCCCGCUGCUUGGUUGCCAAAUGGACAUUUGCAGACACUUUUUACUGCUGCAGGGGAUUUUACAAAAGUGGACAAGGUGCAUUAUGUGCGAACCCAUCUCCGACUGCCUGAUGGAGGUACACUAGGGAUCGAUGUGACGCCGAAAGAUCAUCACCUCAAGCUCGCGCCGGACGCUCCCACGGUUGUGGUGUGUCAUGGUCUUACCGGAGGGAGUCAUGAGAGCUAUGUGCGGAAUAUACUUGCGUGGGUCAUCAAGCCCAAGAGCGAGGGUGGUCUCGGCGGACGGGGUGUUGUCGUAAAUUUUCGCGGCUGCGCCGGUGUACCCGUCACUUCAGACCAGCUCUACUCUGCCGGUACGACCAUGGACCUCGCUCUCGCCCUGCACCACAUCUCCGCCCGCCACCCCUCCUCCAAACUCCUCGGUAUCGGCUUUUCCCUCGGCGCAUCCAUCUUGGCCCGCUACCUGGGCGAAUACGGCCAAGACGCGCUGGUGAAGAGCGCUGUCGUCCUGGGCUGUCCAUGGGAUCUGGGGGCCAUGUCGCACAAACUCGAAAACGACUGGUUCACCGCCAGGGUCUACUCGUCCACCCUGGGGAAGAACGUCCUCCGCCUGUUCUUUCGCGCAUACGACAGGAACCCGGCGAUAUUCGACGACGCAGACAGCCCCUUGGCGGGGCAUAUGGGUGAGCUGAAGAAGCUAAGGAAGGAGGCUGGGUCGCGCACGAGAUUGAGGGCGGUGGAUGACGUGUUGACGUGCAAGAUUGGGGGACCGCGGGGGAUCGGGGCGUGGCCGUUUGAGAGUGCUGCAGAGUAUUAUGCUUGGGCGAGCCCGAGUAAUGUGUUGAGUGGUGUCAAGGUUCCACUGCUCGCGAUCAACGCGUUUGACGACCCAGUGGUGGACGGCCUCGCGCUGCCUCUGACAGGGAUACAAGCCUCCACCCACAUCUACACCGCCAUCACCCGCGCCGGCGGCCAUCUCGGCUGGUUCGACGGCCCCCUCUUCGGCUCCCCCGCCAAGACAAAGCAUAGGUGGAUCUUGCAGCCCGUAUCAGAGUGGCUCGAGGCGUGUGCGAGGGAUUUGAGAGCACCGGGGGAAGAUGCGAGGGCGGCGGUGGGGGUGGGGGUGGAGGUGGAAGAGGUGGAUGGGUGGGAGUGGGUCAAGGAGGCGAGGUACACGAUCCCUGGGGUGGAGAGGGUGGGGUGGAAGGUGCUAAGAGAGGGCGAGGUGGUGGCUGGAGAAGAGGACGAGGGCGAGGGUGGGCUGGUGCAGGGGCUAUAG